GGCUAUUGUAUCUAUUUUUUUGCAUUUUACAGAGAAGAAGAAUGUGAUUUCUUUUGGUGUGAUCCCAUGACAAUGAAAGAGUUAUUUGAUCACGGAUUAAUGGGCAAUAUAACGAAGAUUUGUCAUUUUCGAAAUCACUUUGAGCUUACUCGUAAAAAUUUAAUGGUGAAAAAUUUGAAACGUUUAAAACGUAAAUGGGAAAAAGAAUACAAUAAACAAGAAAGUCAAAUAUUGGAUUUUUUCCCAACCACAUUUGAACUUCCAAUGGAAUAUCAUAUGUUUAUUGAAGAAUUUCGUAAAUAUCCUGGUUCUAUAUGGAUUAUGAAACCGAUUGCUAAAUCCCAAGGCAAAGGAAUAUUUCUAUUUCGUAAAUUAAAAGAUAUUGAAGCAUGGAAACGUACUGGAAUGAAAUUUGAACAACAAACUGUUGGUGAUAUACAAAAUCGUGAACUACCUGAAACUUAUGUUGUUUCAAGAUAUAUCACUAAUCCAUAUUUAUUAUGUGGACGUAAAUUUGAUUUACGUGUUUAUGUUCUUGUUACAUCGGUUGCCGAGUUAUUUCAUCAAGUGGAUAUAAUAUUUAUUGGAAGUUUAUUAAGUGUUCAAAAGAUUAUUAUCAAUGAUAAACGUUGCUUUGAAUUAUAUGGUUAUGAUAUAUUACUUGAUGAUAAUUUACGACCAUGGUUAUUAGAAAUUAAUGCAUGUCCAUCAUUGACAGCUUCAUCUAAAGAAGAUUAUACAUUAAAAACAAAUCUUUUGAAUGAUAUGCUGGACGUUGUGGAUUUGGAGGGCCGUUUAACAAGUUUUGAGAAACGUGUUGGCGAUUUCGAUUUGAUCUGGGAUGAUGGUCCUAUUCACCCUACUUCUGAUACUACAGAAGGUUGGUUAAUCAAUGCACUGAACACCAUAAAUCCGUUUAAUUCAGAAAAUUCAUCGGAAUCAGUACAUGUGUUUGGACCUAAUGGACUACACAGACUUAACUCAUUUCUUGGCUGUACUUCACGUCAAUCAGCUAGAUUAUUGAUGUGUGGUGUGGGAUUUUGCCGUCGUAUUCACCAAAACUUAUGCAUAUGCUUAGCUAUAUACACUCUAUUUGAGUAUCGUAUUCCGUGUGCCCACUGUCAUGAUCGUGAUGCUACGUUAAAUAAACACUCAAGUGUGUUGUUUGCAUCACUUACAAAUGAUAGCGAGUAUAUGGACAAAGAAAUGCUCGCGAAUUUCCUGAGGUCCUUGCAUCUAUACGAAGAAUCUCCCCAUGAGAACGAUUCCAAAGAAGACAAGUGUUUCACGGCAAGUGAAAUGUUCGAUUUAUUUUCUCCCAAUCACUCACAUCUAAACCAAACGGAUUUUCAUGCGUUGUUGCCGACUAUCGUUUAUGAGUUAAAAACUGGAGUUUGUAAGCACAAUCAUGUACACGAAGUAGUUCCUUCAACGCACGAGUUCAGUUGGAAAGCCUUUCUAGCUGCAAUCGGUGCUGUGCUUUUGGUGAGCUUUUCAGGACUUAUUGUUGUAUGUUUGGUACCUCUAAUGUCCCGAAGUUUUUACAAUGUUGUAACUCAAUUCCUUAUAGCGCUUGCAGUUGGGUCACUUGCUGGUGACGCCUUUCUUCACUUAAUACCUCAUGCUUUUUCUGGUGCUGGACAUAUCCAUCACAACCAUGAUCACGAAACUAAUAUUGUUCAUGAACAUAUUGACGAACAUCACCACGAAUCUAUAUCAUCAACAAAACUCAGCUCGCACCGGAAAAUGAUUUUGGAGGCACUCAUAGCUUUACUAGGCAUUUAUAUAUUUUUCUUAACUGAGCGGCUUACCAUCAUCUGCCAAAAUAAAAUGUCUAGACGGAAGUUGAAACGUCAACAUAGUACUGCAUUGAACGAAAGCCAGAUGUGUAAUUGCUCUCCUGAACGACCCAUGGAUAAUAGUCGUUGCGUAGAUUAUCUUAAUGAAAAGCAAAUAAGUGGUUCAGAUGGUGCUAAUCAACCGCACUGGUCUUUCAACAACAAUAUUGUGCCGCCAACAGAUACCAUUGAAGCGGUAGCAAAUAUUGAUCAACAACAUUUUAACGGUGGUGGUGUUGUUGUUGAAGGUCACUACACAAAACUAUCCGAUUUGAGAAAGUCAUCAGUGCACAAUAAUAAUAAGAAUAUUAAUAAUGUUAAUAAGCAAACAUCUGUAAUAAAUAAUGGGGGAUCCGUAGUUGAUAUGCUUGAUGUGAAACAAAAUAAUACUACAUUAGAGCUUGCUAACCCUGCUAAUAAUACUCCUUCACAAACUGGUAAACCUAAUGCAAUUUUAAGAACGAAUUCGUCGUUCGAUUAUAUUGGUGGCGGGGAACAAAUUCAAACACAUCCACAUCGUGAUAAACCACAUGGACAUCAUCAUGGUCAUAGUCAUGAUUUAAGUUCUGUUCGUGCAAUUGCUUAUACUAUAAUUGCUGGUGAUGGAUUACAUAAUUUUUGUGAUGGUAUAGCUAUUGGCGCUGCAUUCGCGAAUGAUAUGCGUGGUGGUCUGUCAACUUCAAUAGCUGUAUUAUGUCAUGAACUCCCACAUGAACUAGGUGAUUUUGCUGUUUUACUUCAUGCUGGAAUGUCUGUAAAAUCAGCUUUAUUUUAUAAUUUAUUAUCCAGUAUAUUAUGUGCUGCUGGUAUGAUUAUUGGUUUUUUACUUGGUGGAAUGCAUUCAUUAGAUACAUGGAUAUUUAUGUUAGCUGCUGGAAUGUUUAUUUAUAUUGCAUUAGUUGAUAUGAUGCCAGAAUUAUCGGCUAAUCAACUUAAAGGUAAUCGACGUUGUCAUCAACCGAGUGUUUUAUUUAUAUGGCAAAAUUUUGGUAUCCUUUUAGGUUUCUGUAUAAUGCUAUUAAUAGCAUUUUAUGAAUUUCAAUUUAUAACACACUAA
Molecule: messenger RNA, 2895 nt
Organism: Schistosoma intercalatum
Lineage: Eukaryota; Metazoa; Platyhelminthes; Trematoda; Strigeidida; Schistosomatidae
Source: the annotation of a GenBank genome assembly